AUGUGGUCUAACAAAGGAAGAGCUAAACCGAGUUGGUCCAUUCUCAAGUGCGAAAGAACUGUGGGAGAAGCUGAUCGAGCUGCACAAAGGCACCUCCGAUACGAAAGGUCGACGUACCAAGAGGCGGUAAAAAACAACGUAAGGGUCAAAGGAGUGCUCGUGGCUAAUCCGUCGAUCCCUCUCGGCACCACCAUGGACAGGGAGACCCUCCGGUCGUUGGUCAGCUUCGUCAACGACAAGAACAUCCACUUGGUCGUGGACGAGAUCUUCUCCGGCACCGUGUUCGACUCCCCGGACUUCGUCAGCGUGGCGGAGAUCGUGGAAGACGAGCCCGGAAGGUUCAACCGCGACCUCAUCCACGUGGUCUGCAGCCUCUCGAAGGACCUCGGACUGCCGGGGUUCCGCGUCGGCGUCAUCUACUCCUUCAACGACGCCGUGGUGCGGUGCGCCCGCCGGAUGUCGAGCUUCGGGCUGGUCUCGACGCAGACGCAGCAUCUGCUGGCGGCGAUGCUGGGCGACGAGGAGUUCACCUCGAUGUACCUGGCGGAGAGUCGGCAGCGGCUGGCAGAGCGGCGGAGGACCUUCGAGGCGGGGCUGAGGGAGGUCGGGGUCCGGAGCCUGGACAGCAACGCGGGGCUGUUCUGCUGGAUGGACCUGCGCCAUCUGCUGGAGGCGAAGACGGUGGAGGAGGAGCUGAAGCUGUGGCGAAUCAUCGUGCACGAGGUGAAGCUGAACAUCUCGCCGGGGGCCUCGUUCCACUGCGCCGAGUCGGGGUGGUUCAGGGUGUGCUUCGCCAACAUGGACAAGGACACGAUGGACACGGCGUUGGGCAGGAUCAGGGCCUUCAUGGCCCGCGCCGAAAGGCACAGGGCGACGAACGAGAAGAAGAAGAAGUGGGCGGCGGCCGCGGCGCUGCGGCUGAGCCUGCCAAGGAACGGUCGGCGCUACGACGACAUUCUCAUUUCGCCGCAUCUAGCCAUGUCGCCCCAUUCUCCGCUCGUUCGCGCCGCCACCUGAUCGCCAUCCGAGCCAACUUUUCGAUUAUUAAAUUAUUAUUAUUGUCUUCAUUCUUUCAUUACCGACAGACAAUAGGCAAAAAUUCCAACAUUGUUAGAUGAAAGAAGGUUGCUAAAACGAAAACGCAACCACUUCGUUCUUUUUAUUUAUAUCAAUUAGAUAAAUGAAUCAAAUGGCAGAGUUCUUAAAAA
Zingiber officinale is the source of this 1208-nucleotide messenger RNA. RefSeq names its product 1-aminocyclopropane-1-carboxylate synthase-like. Bases 1 to 1017 code for a protein of 338 amino acids. Gene Ontology annotation, molecular function: transaminase activity; pyridoxal phosphate binding. Lineage: Eukaryota; Viridiplantae; Streptophyta; Magnoliopsida; Zingiberales; Zingiberaceae. Gene Ontology annotation, biological process: amino acid metabolic process; biosynthetic process. The record is from RefSeq and is a predicted model, not a curated record. The transcript is spliced from 2 exons.